CGCUGCGGGGCUUUCGGAGCGGCGUAGGUCGCGCGGUGCCAUGGAGCCUCAGCCGCCGGCCGAGCAGGUGCUCCGGCAGCUCGGCCAGCUCCUCUCCCAGCGGCCCGGUGUGAUCACGGAGCUGGGGGCGUUGCUGGAGGCCGCGGAGCCGCGGUGGCUGUUCGGGGCCGGGAGCCCCGCUGCGCUGGGCGAAUUGGCGGCCGCGCUGAGCGCCUUCGCGGCCCUCCCGGAGCGCGAGCAGGACGCGGUUGAGCUCCGCGACGGGGACGGCGCCUACGCGGCCGCAGCUGAGAGAGCAGCCGAUGUCGGCGGUGUGUUCCUGCGGCUCCUCGCUAAGCUAGAGACUGCCAAGGCCGACGAGUCGCUGGGGCGCGCGGUGGAGCCGGUCCUGCGGCGUGUGAUGGGGCACAUCUACGUGCUGGCUGUGACGCACAUCGAGGAGGCCGCCUGGACCGGCGUCAGGUCGCGCGCUGUGGCCACGGAGCUGCUGGGGGCUCUGGUACGGGCCGCGGGCUGCGGGACGGUGGCGGAGCUCCUUCGGGGGAGGAAGGAAGAGGAGGAAGGAGGAUUCGCGGCGGUGAUGAGGCUGCUGAGGCCGCGGCUGGGCAAAGACACCUGGAAGCGUAACCCAGCCACCAAGCACGUCUUCUCCUGGACACUGCUGCACAUCACCCGGCCAUGGCUCAGCCAGCACCUGGAGCAUGUCCUCCCCGCAUCGCUGCUCAUCUCGGAUGACUUUCGGGAGGAGAACAAAGUCCUGGGUGUGCACUGUCUGCACCACAUCGUUCUCAAUGUGCCAGGUGCUGAUCUAUGCCAGUUCAACAGGGCUCAGGUUGUGUACCAUGCCCUUUACAAUCACCUCUACUCACGAGAAGCUCCUCUCAUCCAGGCAGUACUGCUGUGCCUGCUGGACUUGCUGCCUGUCCUGGAAAGAACGCAGCGGCAGCGGCAGCAGCCCAGGCCAACCUCACCCUGUGAUGAGGUGUUGCAGCUGGUUCUGACCCACAUGGAGCCAGAGCAUCGGCUCGCACUGCGGCGGGUCUAUGCCAAAAUCCUGCCUGCCUUUGUGCAGAGACUUGGCAUCCUGAUAGCACGGCACCUGAAGAGGCUAGAGAGGGUUAUCCUGGGUUACCUGGAAGUCUCUGAUGGCCCUGAGGAAGAAGCCAGACUGGGAAUACUGGAGACACUGCAGUGCACCAUAGAGCAUGCUUGGCCCAGAAUGCCAUGCAGGCUCCCUGUGCUGCUUAAAGCCCUGCUGAAGAUGAUGUGGGAUGUCCACACUGACCAGGGCUCAACACCAGAGCCAGUGAGAGCUGCCUUGCUCCAGAGAGCCACCGAGUGCCUCAUCCUGCUGGAUCGGUGCUCUGAAGGACAAGUGAAGAUUCUGCUGGAAGGCGUGUACAGCUGUUGUGAGGAGAACCGUGUGCGGGAAUGCAUCAGGAGAGUGCAAGAGAACACGUGAGGCAAGACAAGGUUCAUUCUGCUUUUUGUACAGUAAAAUACCUUCUUUUAUUUAA
This is a messenger RNA of Lagopus leucura (white-tailed ptarmigan), 1517 nucleotides long. RefSeq names its product TELO2 interacting protein 2 (gene TTI2). The transcript is spliced from 7 exons. The coding region runs from base 41 to 1462 and encodes 473 amino acids. Lineage: Eukaryota; Metazoa; Chordata; Aves; Galliformes; Phasianidae. Gene Ontology annotation, cellular component: centrosome; cytosol; nucleoplasm. The record is from RefSeq and is a predicted model, not a curated record.